GUUGUGCCUGAUCGUGGCACCCAUUUAUCGUUGAUGGCCAACGCCUCCAGAGUAGCGGAAAUAUUUCAGCAAGCUUCGGUGGCCUUUGGACGCUUGGCCCAACUUACUUUGAGCUUGAAGUUGGCUCAGUCGGAAAAGGCUGAAGUAGACUCAAAGCAAGCGAAUAACUGGACUGAUGACGAGGUCAAACGGUUGAAGGAUGCGAUCUCACGCUUUGGUCAUGAUCUGGAAAAGAUUGCUGAAGCUAUCGAGACCAAAACGCUUAAUCAGAUCAAACAUAAACUCAAAGCAAAGUCAUUUCAGGACGCUGGUGUGAGUUUGGCUUCUCAAAAAUUUACUGAGGACACCGAGACACCAAGCACGCCCAAGGAACCUGGAUCUUUACUACAAAAGCGCAAACAAACUGCUUCGUACGGUUCCGCAGGUGUUCAUCCGGUCAAGCUUUUUCGUCUUGGUGACACUACCGUGGAACCAGACCCCGAGCCCGUUACUGAUACGAUCGAUACUACUCAUCUCAAGCGAGAGAGUUCUGAUUUGGAAAAUCGGAGGAAGUUGUUUGAGUCAUUAGAUUCCGUCGCUGAAGGAUCCGAAGAUAGCACCGGAGACGGCGUGAAUUCCUGUGAUGACGAAGACGGGCGUGAUAGUGUAGAGGACGAGGAGGAUCCUGUACAGCUUGAUGUAAUAAACGAACGGUCGAGGUUCGCUUCGGAGAAAACAAUGAAAAGGGAAAUUCCCACGAGUUGAGAGCGUCUGACCGAUCCGACUUUAUGGGGAUGAGCGAAACGGAGUGUGGGCCAUUCCAGCGCGCUUUAUUUGUAAAUAUGUAUCACACCUUUGAUUAUAGUGCUUUUUGUACC
Molecule: messenger RNA, 857 nt
Organism: Dicrocoelium dendriticum
Lineage: Eukaryota; Metazoa; Platyhelminthes; Trematoda; Plagiorchiida; Dicrocoeliidae
Source: the annotation of a GenBank genome assembly